AUGAGUUCUUCUGAGGAUGAGACUGCCCUUAGUCAACUACCCAUUGAAUCACAAUCAGUAUCUACUUCACCAACUUCAGAUGAUAUAGAUCAUGAAGAAAAGGAGGAUGAUGUUCCAUUGACAAAGAGAGAUAGGAAAAGAAUAGCGAUGGAGUCAGACGACACAGACGAUGGUGAUAAUGAUGAUGACGAUUACGAUGAAGAUGAUGAUGUCCCAUUGUCUAAAAAGACAAAGACUAACAACGGGACGGCAAAGACGAAAACCGUGGUUAAGAAGGAGACAAAAACAAUGAAAAAGACAGAUACCAAGAAAAAGGCCACACCAAAAGUGAAAGCUGAACCCAAGGCCAAAAUAACCGCUACAAAAUCAAACGUCAAGGCUCGGCCUAAAUCUACCUCCACGAGAGUGAAAAAGGAACCACUAGUCAAGAGUGAAGCCUCCAAAAUUAAAAAGGAAACAUCUGUCAAGAGUGAAACUCCAGGAUCUGAAGACGACGACACUUACAAAUGGUGGGAACAACAGUCAGGCGAUAAUGAUGGAGAAAUCAAAUGGCAAUCAUUAGAACAUAAUGGAGUAAUGUUCCCCCCACCUUAUGAACCUUUGCCAUCUCAUGUCAAACUAUACUACGAUGGGAAACCUGUCAAUUUACCAAUCGAGGCAGAAGAAGUUGCUGGGUUUUUUGGAGCUAUGGUUGAAACUGAUCACGCUAAGAACCCUGUAUUCCAAAAUAAUUUCUUUCAAGACUUCCAACAAGUUUUGAAAGAAUGUGGUGGAUGUGGCGUUGAAAUUACUGAUUUCAAUAAAUUGGAUUUCAGUAAGAUGCAUGCAUAUUUCGAAAAAAAGAGAGAGGAAAAGAAAGCCUUGAGUAAAGAUGAGAAAAAGAGACUAAAGGAAGAAAAAGAGAAAAUUGAAGAGCCUUACAAAACAUGUUUACUUAAUGGAAGAAGGGAAUUGGUGGGUAAUUUUCGAAUUGAACCUCCGGGAUUAUUUCGAGGUCGUGGUGCUCACCCCAAAACAGGUAAAUUGAAAAGAAGGGUUUAUCCUGAACAAGUGACGUUGAAUUUGAGUGCUCAUGCUAAAGUACCUGACCCACCACCAGGCCACAAUUGGGCAGAAGUUAGACAUGAUAAUGAAGUUACUUGGUUAGCUAUGUGGAAGGAAAACAUUGCUGACUCAUUUAAAUAUGUUCGUUUUGCUGCCAAUUCAUCCGUCAAGGGACAAUCAGAUUUUAAGAAAUUUGAAACCGCACGUGAAUUGCGUAAGUAUGUUGAUGCAAUUCGAAAAGAUUAUACCAAGAUGUUGAAACUGGAAAAAAUGCAAGAUCGACAAAUGGCAACAGCCAUGUAUCUUAUUGAUGUAUAUGCAUUGAGAGCCGGUGGAGAAAAAGGUGAAGAUGAAGCAGAUACUGUUGGAUGCUGUUCACUUCGAUUUGAGCAUAUUACUUUAAAACCACCAAACACAGUUAUUUUUGAUUUUCUCGGUAAAGAUUCCAUCCGUUUUUAUCAAGAAGUUGAAGUUUCAAAACAAGUGUUCAAAAACUUGCGUAUAUUCAAAAAAGAACCCAAACAACCGGGUGAUAACCUAUUUGAUCGAAUCAAUCCCAGUAUGGUUAACAAGCAAUUGCAAAAUUAUAUGAAGGGACUAACGGCAAAAGUAUUCCGUACAUACAACGCAUCCAAAACCAUGCAAGAUCAAUUAGAUUUGAUUUCUAAUGAAGGUACUGUUGCAGAAAAAGUGGUCAAAUUCAACGCCGCCAAUAGAACCGUGGCCAUCUUGUGUAACCAUCAGCGUACAGUGAGCAAAAACCAUGGUAAUUCAAUACAGAAAAUCAGCGAUAAAUUGAAAGAGCUAACUUGGCAAAAGAUUCGUACGAAAAAAAUGCUUCUACAAUUAGAUCCCAAAUUGAAAAAGAAAGAUCCCAAAUAUUUUGAAGAAUUGGAUGACUUAGUUAAAGAAGAUAUUGAACAUAUCCAUCACUCAAUUAUCGAACGACAAAAACAACAAGCUCUCAAAAAAUUGGAACGUGAUAAUGAAAAGCUCAAAAUUGAGAAAAAACCAUUAUUGACCAAGAAAGACAUCAAGGAUAAAUUAGACAAGAUUCAUGAAUUGGAAAAAGAAUACAAGAAGGAAUUAAAAACAGGUAAACCGGAACUCCCCGCCAAGAUGACUUUGGAAAAAUGUUAUCAACAAAUCGAAACUCUUGAAAAUCGAAUAGUUGCAACAUCGCUACAAUUGAAGGACAAAGAAGACAAUUCUGAAGUUUCUUUGGGAACCUCGAAAAUGAAUUAUAUUGAUCCUAGAUUGACAGUUAUGUUUUCCAAAAAAUUCGAUGUACCUAUUGAAAGAUUGUUUACCAAGACAUUAAGAGAGAAGUUUAAAUGGGCUAUUGAAUCAGCUGAUGAAAAUUGGAGGUUCUAG
Molecule: messenger RNA, 2418 nt
Organism: Lodderomyces orthopsilosis Co 90-125
Lineage: Eukaryota; Fungi; Ascomycota; Pichiomycetes; Serinales; Debaryomycetaceae
Gene: TOP1
Product: DNA topoisomerase 1
Exons: 1
Coding region: 1-2418 (805 amino acids)
Biological process (GO): chromosome segregation; DNA replication; DNA topological change
Cellular component (GO): nucleolus; chromosome
Molecular function (GO): DNA topoisomerase type I (single strand cut, ATP-independent) activity; DNA binding
Source: RefSeq, a predicted model, not a curated record